Numida meleagris (helmeted guineafowl) is the source of this 471-nucleotide messenger RNA. Its product is annotated as neurofilament light polypeptide-like. The transcript has a single exon. Bases 1 to 471 code for a protein of 156 amino acids. Lineage: Eukaryota; Metazoa; Chordata; Aves; Galliformes; Numididae. The record is from RefSeq and is a predicted model, not a curated record.
AUGAGGGGCGGAAGGAGAGGGGGAAGGACGGGCGGAAGGAGAGGCGGAAGUAGAGGCGGAAAGACGGGGGAAGGAGAGGUGGGAGGACGGGUGGAAGUUGAGGCGGAAGGACGGGAGGAAGGACAGGAGGAAAGAGACGUGGAAGUAGAGGCGGAACGAGAGGCGGAAGUACAGGCGGAAGUAGAGGCGGAAGUACACGUGGAAGGACAGGCGGAAGGACGGGAGGAAGGACGGGAGGAAAGAGACGUGGAAGUACAGGCGGAACAAGCAGAACAAGAGGCAGGAGGACGGGCGGAAGUAGAGGCGGAAGGACGGGCGGAAGGACAGGAGGAAAGAGACGUGGAAGUACAGGAGGAAGGAGAGGCGGAAGUACAGGCGGAACAGGCGGAAGUAGAGGUGGAACAAGAGGCAGGAGGACGGGUGGAAGUAGAGGUGGAAGUAGAGGCGGAAGUAGAGGCGGAAGGACGGUGA